AUGGCCGAUCUCCUGUACCAAUCCAUCAUACUCUCCGUCGUCGCGGUGGUGCUACUCCAGGUCCUCAAGCUCCGCGUCCGGCCGAGGGCGAGGACGCCGCCGGGCCCGUGGAGGCUGCCGGUCAUCGGCAGCAUGCACCACCUCCUGAACGUGCUCCCGCACCGCGCCCUCAGGGACCUGGCGGCUGUGCACGGCCCGCUCAUGAUGCUCCAGCUAGGGCAGACCCCUCUGGUGGUGGUGUCGUCGCGGGAGAUGGCCCGCGAGGUGCUCAGGACGCACGACGCCAGCUUCGCCACCCGCCCCAAGCUCCUCGUCGGCGAGGUCGUCCUCUACAGCUACACCGACAUCCUCUUCUCGCCCUCCGGCACCUACUGGCGCAAGCUCCGGCAGCUCUGCGCCGCCGAGAUACUCAGCCCGAGCCGCGUCCUCUCCUUCCGCCACAUCAGGGAGCAGGAGGUGAAGAAUCAGGUAGAAGACAUCCAUGGGGUCGGGCCAUCGACGCCGGUGGACGCCACCGCGAUUUUCUCCGGCCUAGCAAUCAGCAUCAUCUCCCGCGCGUCCUUCGGGAACAAGCAGAGGAACGCACGGGAGUUCCUGUCGGCGGUCAAGACCGGGGUCACGCUCGCCAGCGGCUUCAAGAUCCCCGACCUCUUCCCGGCAUGGCGGUCCGUGCUCGCCAGGGCGACCGGCAUGCGCCGCGCCUUGGAGGACGUCCACGGGACGAUCGACUCAAGCCUGGACGAGGUCAUAGCAGAGAGGAAAUGCGUCCGGCAGGACAAGGCCAGGUCCGGCGGCGCGCCGGCCGCCGUCGAGGAGAACCUCGUCGACGUUCUCAUCGGCCUGCAGGAGAAAGGCGGGCCGCUGCACCGCCUGAGCACCAACAGCAUCAAGGGCGUCAUAGUCGACAUGUUCGUGGCCGGGACCGGCACGAUAUCGUCGUCGCUGGACUGGGGCAUGGCGGAGCUGAUGCGGAGCCCGAGGGUGAUGGGCAAGCUACAGCGCGAGCUCCGAGAGGCUUUUCCCGGCAGGACGGCCAUCAGCGAGCGCGACAUCGAUGCAGGCAGCCUCCCCUACCUGAAGCUCGUCAUCAAAGAGAACCUCCGGCUGCACCCGCCGGCGCCGCUCCUGGUCCCCCGGGAGAGCAUCCACGCAUGCGAGCUCGGCGGGUACGUGAUUCCGGCGGGCUCGCGCGUCAUCGUGAACGCGUGGGCCAUCGGGAGGGAUCCGAGGUACUGGGGGGACGACGCCGAGGAGUUCAAGCCCGAGCGUUUUGCGGACAGCUCCGUCGAUUUCACGGGGAGCAGCUACGAGUUCCUGCCGUUCGGGGCUGGCCGGAGGAUGUGCCCCGGCGUCUCGUACAGCCUCCCCUUCCUGCAGAUGGCGCUCGUGCAGCUCUGCUACCACUUUGACUGGUCUCUGCCAGAGGGCGUCGCCGUGGUGGACAUGACGGAGGCGGAUGGCCUCGGCCUACGCCGUAAGUCGCCGUUGCGGCUCUGUGCCACACCAUUCGUCCCCGAGUCUGCGUGUUAAUAUAGGAGUACCUGCGAGUUUUUUUUUUUCCUUUUGAUUUCGUUGUCUCUGUUAUCUUUGUUCCCAAAUUGUUUAGUUAAUAACAUGCUUCUCUAGGUAAUAAAAGUCUAGUUCAUAACAUGCUUCUCUAGGUAAUAAAAGUUUAGUUCAUAACAUGCUUCUCUAGGUAACUUACAGUUACACGGUUGUGCAAUCCUGUAUCACUGAACU
Messenger RNA from Triticum dicoccoides, 1740 nucleotides. Its product is annotated as premnaspirodiene oxygenase-like. The record is from RefSeq and is a predicted model, not a curated record. Gene Ontology annotation, molecular function: iron ion binding; monooxygenase activity; heme binding. The transcript is spliced from 2 exons. Lineage: Eukaryota; Viridiplantae; Streptophyta; Magnoliopsida; Poales; Poaceae. The coding region runs from base 1 to 1530 and encodes 509 amino acids.